Molecule: messenger RNA, 2424 nt
Organism: Trifolium pratense (red clover)
Lineage: Eukaryota; Viridiplantae; Streptophyta; Magnoliopsida; Fabales; Fabaceae
Product: cation/calcium exchanger 2-like
Exons: 1
Coding region: 315-2057 (580 amino acids)
Biological process (GO): monoatomic cation transport; transmembrane transport
Cellular component (GO): membrane
Molecular function (GO): monoatomic cation transmembrane transporter activity
Source: RefSeq, a predicted model, not a curated record
UCAAAAGACAUGUGUACCACCCACACACUUAAUACCAACAUAUCUUAUUGAUAUCAAUAUUAUUUUUAUUAUACAAAUAUUUCAAUUGCUUUUUGUUUGCUAUAUUCUCACUCAACCUCUUCAAACUCUUCCUUUCAUACAAAAUUCUUCCAAAAUCAUAAUUGGAGUCCAAUUCAUUUUCUUGCUUUUAUUUUUUUUUCAAUGUUCUCUUGUUUUUUUUCAAUUUUGUGAUUUUUAGCUUAAUUCUUGUUUUCAUGGCUUAGUGACUUACCUUAAUCAUCAAGUUACCAUCUUUUAUCUCUCCUUCUCUCUCCAUGGCUAUCACAAAUUCUUUAUCCAAAUACAUGACUUUGUUCAUCAACACCUCUUUCCUUUUGGUUAUUUGUGUUUUCAUGAUUAUUCACUUCAACACACCAAAAGAAUUUGGUGUACUUGUAAGGAACAAUCAAUCUACCUUUGAUGAUGAAAGUGAUGAUGAACAACAAGAUUGCAAUAUAUUAGACAACAUAGGUAACAACAAAGACAAGUGUUUGUACCUUAAAUCCAACAAUAAUUCAUGUGUCUCUCAAGGAUACAUUGAUUACCUUUUAAUUUUCUAUUGCAAAUUUGGAAAAUUCCCUUUAUUGGGUUAUACCCUUUUGUUUCUUUGUCUAUUAAUUCUUUUUUAUUUGUUGGCUAAUACAACUUCUUAUUAUUUUUGUCCUUCACUUGAAAACUUGUCCAAAUUGUUAAAAUUAUCACCAACAAUUUCUGGUGUCACUCUUCUCUCUCUUGGUAAUGGUGCUUGUGAUGUUUUUUCUAGUCUUGUUUCUUUUCAAGAAAGUGAGACACGUAAUAUUGGUUUAAACACAAUUAUUGGAGGUGUUUUUUUUGUGUCAUGUGUUAUUGUUGGAAUAAUUAGCAUUUCAAUUCAUCAAAGAAAUGUUCAUGUUAUAAAGUAUGAUUUUGUAAGAGAUAUUUGUGUUUUACUUUUUGUUCUUCUUUGCUUAUUUUGUGUUUUGAUCAUUGGUGAGAUUAAUUUUCUUGGAGCAAUUUGUUUUUGUUUGAUUUAUCUUGUUUAUGUAUUUUUUGUUUAUGUCUCUUCUACUAAAUGGAAAGAUGGUGAAAGGGGUAAUGAUGGUAUUUCAAGUUAUGGUACUAAUGAUCAAUUGAAUUUGAAUGUGCCUCUUAAUGAUGAUGUGGAGAAAAGAUCCAUUGAUUGUGUUGAAAAUGGUAUUCAAGAAUAUGAUUUGAAUAUAGAGAAAAAUUGUUGCUACAUGAAAUCUUCAAUAUGUAGAAUUUCACUUUGUGUUCUUGAGAUGCCACUUUACUUGCCAAGAAGAUUAACAAUUCCAAUUAUAUGUGAAGAAAAAUGGUCAAAGGUAUAUGCAAUUUUUUCAAUGAUAUUAGCACCACUUCUCUUAUCUUUUCUAUGGAACACUCAUAAGGGAUAUAGCAUUUCAAACACAAAUAUUAUUAUUUAUGGAAUUGGAUUAUUGGUUGGAAUUAUAUUUGGUGUAAUAGCAUUUUUCACAACGGAAAUGUUAGUGCCACCAAAAAAGUAUUUAUUUAUUUGGCUUGUAGGAGGGUUUAUAAUGAGUGUGACAUGGAGUUACAUUAUAGCUCAAGAGUUGGUUGGAUUGUUGGUUUCAAUUGGUUUCAUAUGUAGAAUAAGUCCUUCAAUUUUAGGGUUAACUAUUCUUGCUUGGGGUAACUCAAUUGGUGAUUUGAUGGCAAAUUUAACAAUGGCUUUAAAUGGUGGACAAGAGGGGGUUCAAAUAGCAAUUUCAGGUUGCUAUGCUGGUCCUAUUUUUAAUACUCUUGUUGGAUUAGGAAUUUCUCUUGUAAGUUCAACUUGGUCACAAUAUCCACAACCUAUUGUGAUUCCUAAAGAUCCUUAUCUAUGGGAGACAUUGGUGUUUUUGGUGUUUGGAUUGGUUUUUGCACUUUUGGUUUUGUUAAAAAAAGAUAUGAAACUUGAUGGAGUAUUAGGAGGAGGACUUUUAGUUGUUUACUUCAUUUCUCUGUUUUUGAGGUUGAUUCAAACACAAGGGUAUCUCCAAUUUUAUGACAUGUAAUUAAGGUUUAGAUUCUUAAUAUACUAGACUAGAUAUAACUUGUUUUAAUUUGUCAUUAGACUCUUGUAGCUAUUAAUUAGCAAAUGAUUUGUGACAAAGAUGGAUAGGUGUAAGUUUACUGAUUUUUUUUUUCACCACCAGUAUCCAGCCACAGGAUCGUCUAAUCUGAUUCGGAGGUCAAUUCUGUCAUCAAGUGGCUACAGCCCCCUCCGAUCGCAGUUGUGGGGGAUUAGGUGUAAGUUUACUAGUUGUAUGUUUUCAAUUGUUCUUUUGUAUCUAGCUCUACUAUUUGGCUAAUGUGCUUUCAUGUCAAAAAUUUGUCUCAUGAUUUUGAAAUGUACAAAAUAACAUAACUCAAUUCCAUGAA